This is a messenger RNA of Diaporthe amygdali, 1446 nucleotides long. Its product is annotated as trna splicing endonuclease subunit. The coding region runs from base 1 to 1446 and encodes 481 amino acids. The record is from RefSeq and is a predicted model, not a curated record. The transcript has a single exon. Lineage: Eukaryota; Fungi; Ascomycota; Sordariomycetes; Diaporthales; Diaporthaceae. Gene Ontology annotation, biological process: tRNA-type intron splice site recognition and cleavage. Gene Ontology annotation, cellular component: tRNA-intron endonuclease complex.
AUGGCGUUCGACGACGACGACGAUGAUAUCUCAACGCAGCGCCCGGCUCAGUCGCCUGAGGAUGCGCAAGCUACCGCCGAAGAAGCCCUCGAGGACGAGGCCCAGGACUUCCGCCAAUUCGCAGCGCUGCAGCGCAAGAAGAACAUCUCCGUGUCCACCAUUCGCAAGGGCGAGAAGGACUUCGAGUCGCACGGCACAAAGUCGCAGGCCAGCGCCCUGGAGAAGAGCCGGCAAGCCAUGGAGGAGGUGUUGAGUUACACACGCGUGCACAAUAGCAAGGACUGGGCGCGCGCCUGGUACUUCCCCAACCGCUGGGUCGAGGACGAGGUGUUUGAGGGCAAUGAGGUUAAAACCCAGAAGGUCGCCGCCGAGAGGAGGGAACUACAUGCGCAAGAGAGGGUCGUCUGUGUCGGCUUUGAGCACAAGACCCUGGGCAGGAAAAUAAGAGGGCAGGGUAAUAACAAGCCCGGCUGGGACCAGGUUUGGCUGCUGCCCGAGGAGGCGCUCUUCUUGAUUGAGAGGGGCGGCCUGGAUCUGUGGUGGCCUACAGCUACAAUGGACGAGAUUUUCCCACUCGGCAGUGAGGGAAAGGGCGCCAGCGCAACACUAGAGAUUGAGGAGGAAGACGAGUACGCUCUUGGCUUCCCGCUCAGUCUACAAGCUGCAUACGCCCUACUUGUCGGCAACGAAGGUGAAAGGGGCAAGACAUCACUGCGCAACCUGCAAGUCUACUCGAAUCUCAAUCGCGCAGGCUUCAACGUCAUCAGAGUGCCUCCGCCGACCUCAGAUCAAAAUACGGCCAAAGCCAUUGCCGAGGAUCAAUCGCCUCUGUGGCAGCGUCUCACUGCCCUGCUCUUCCCCGACCGAGAACCCAACCAUCCCGCCUACGGCCCUCUCGUCCGGCCAGGUCUGUACAGAUCGUACGGCUCAAUAUACAAACAGAUCGCCCUCGUGCCGCGGUACAAACCAACCGCACACCCGCCUUGUUCCCUGUCAGAAACGCAGCACAGCCCGUUCCGCGUGCAGUUUCAUGUCUGGAAGCCCAGCGUCCAGAACUGGUCCAAGACCAAGCCGCCCCCUCCAGACUACUACCUCGCCGUCGUCGACGCGCACGAGACGUCCGUGCCGACCUCCGAGGAGAUCUCCGCCCUUCUGGACUCUGUGCCGCAUGCGCCUCCGCCGGCACCUCAACGGCAGGGCCAGGCCGCAUUCAUGAUGCACAGGAGGCUGAAGCAUGGGCAUCGCAACGUGCUGGUCGCGGUGAAUGACCAUGGGGUAAUCAACUACAUGCGCUUGGGCGAGGGCGCGUUCGGCGAGGAGCUGCUGUACAAGCAAUACGACGUGCGCACGGCGCCGAGGGGCGGGAAGAGGGGUGGUGGUCGUGGAAAGGGUGGCAGAGGCGGCAGAGGCGGCGGUAGAGGGGGCCGGGGUGGAAGAGGUGGUUGA